AUGAACAGCAUGCUUCCUCAGAGGAGUGCUGUGGCCACACUGGGCUACAGCUCAGAUUGUGCAAAGCUUGAGCGGAGCAGCGGUGGCUCAGUGGGUGGCUCAUUGCUGAGAGGCUCUCGCUCUAAGGCAGAGCUUCAGGACCUGAUGGAGACGCUGCAGCGCAGGAAGAGUGCUCUGGAGGCCAGUCUGCGGGCGGCUGAGUGCAACCGCAAAUACCUCAGCGUGCCUUCACCUGUUGGAUCCCAGUCCGCCAGGCCACUGUCGAUGCUUGGAAAUACUGAACGGCCUCCAUCUGCCUCCAGAACUUUGAACUACAUGACCAGCAGCAGCGUGCCUCCAUCACCUCGCCAAGGUGAACGCCAGUUGAGCCCUAACGGCUUUCUUCGUCAUUCCCACUCUCGCCACCAGUCACAAGACAGUCUGCUCCUCUCUAACGCAGCAGAUGGGAGCUCUCAGAUGUCCUCCUAUGGGCAGCCCCUACCUCGCUCUCCCAGGGUCAAAAGUGGAGCAGCCAGCGUGCCGUCCAGCCCUCGCAUGGGUCGCCGGCUCUACUCUCAGUGCAAAGCUGGAGGGGAAAGCCGGCAGAGGAAAUACUCAACUGGCUCCCUCAACAGCCUGGGGAUGCAUAGUCGUUCUCUGCCACGGCUUCACAACGCAGCAGACCCCCCUGCUCUGUCGCUACCGUCACGACACUCGGUGGGUUCCCACAGAGGCUCGGCAGGGCAGCGACGUAGUCUCUCCUCCCUGGAGCAGCCACCAGAUGUGACAGUACCAGCCAGCAUGCCCAGCACUCCCAGGAGGGCCAGCCUUGCUUCUCUGAGCUCUCUGGGUGUAGAGCUGGAUGGGACAGGCUUAGAUCUAGGCUUCGGAGAGAGGAGGUUGUCCUUUGGGAAGGGUGGGCUGGGUCCAGGUCAAAGGGUGGGCAGCAUCAGCUCUUUGAAUGGCAAAGAGGAGCUGAGAGACUAUCACCAGCACCAGAGAGAUGAACGACUCAGGGAACAGAAAGUGCAGAGAUUGGAGUGCCAGCGUCUAGAGACCAUCUUAAACCUGUGCACUGAGUUUGGCCAUGUGGAGAGAGAGCCGGCGGGCUCAGCAGUUUCUGACCUGCAGAAGAUCAAUAAGGAGCUGGAGAAGCUGCAGGUGUCAGACGAUGAGUCAGUGUUCUCCGACUCUCCCAGCAGCACCGCUCCAGAGAGCUGUUUUGCAGCCAAAGCCAGAGACUUCCAACUCGCUGAGGAGCAGCAGGUCAGCCAGCGUCAGCAGAGCGUCUACAGAGAGGCCAGGUCCCACUCACCGGCCAUCAGCCUCAACAGCAGUGCCCCCUCCCCCUCCACCCACCACAGAGCCAAAGCCUUGGAGAGCGCGCAGCGAAAACAGGAAGUAACGCAUAUAGAGGAAGAGAGGAUUCAAGUUGUGAACAACAUAGAGGAGCUGGAGCAGAAGAUCAAAGACCUGGACAACCAGAUGGAGGAGUCUGUCCGAGAGAUGGAGGUGGAGUGUGCUCUGCUGGAGGGGGAACAGGAGUCAGAGAUGACCCAGCUGCAGAGGGAAAAGGAGCUUCUGGACCAACUUAAGAAAAAGAUACAUAGUAAUGAGAAGACAAGCAACACUCAGAAAUCACAGGAAACUGAGGAGCAGACUAAAAGUUUGGAGGAUUUGGAGUUUCAGAAGCUGGAGAGAGAAAUUAAUCAGGACGAAGAAAAAGAGAGUCAGAGCAAAGAGCUGCUGCGAGAGAUCGCCGAGUGUCAGCGUAUUGCUGUCACACGCAAAGAAAGACUCAUGACGCUGAAGAAACAGUCCUCACAGAUUACCUUACAGGCUCAGCAAGAAAGAGAGAACUUCCAGAGAGAGAAAAACAAUUUGCUUGUCAUGCUUCAGAAGGAGAGAGAGAAACUGGCGUCUUUGGAAGGAAAGUAUGCAGAGUUGUCUGAGGGGCAGACAUUUGCUAACAGCUCUGUAGCCAUCAAAGAGCUCUCUCUGAAGGAAAGGAGAAGAAGCAGCAAAGAAAACUCUCCCCACCCGAGUGACAGUCUACCUCAUAAGAGGAGCCAGCAGCUCCUCACCUCUUAUGGCAGAUCCCUGGGACGCACGCUUCCUCCCAAGGCCCACUUGCCUCUGUCCCAAAGCUCCAGCUGUGGCAGCGUCAUCCCACAAGGCUUCAGCUUCUCCCCCCGGGACCUGAGCACCCGACGCCUGCCCAAAACAGACAACAACCAUGCACACAUGAAUGAAGACAGACAGAGAAGAAGUGAUUUUUGCAGCAGGAUGAUUUCCGAGCCCAGCGUGUUCUUGGACUCCUUCACCUACCCGGACCACAGCCAGACCUCAGACACCGUCAGUGUGGACAGCUCUGACAGCAUGGAGACCAGCUUCUCCGCCUGCUCCCCAGACAACAUCUCCAGCGCCAGUACGUCCAAUAUGGCAAAGAUUGAGGAGAUGGAGCGUUUACUCCGAGAGGCCCAGGCUGAGAAACAAAGACUCCUUGAGCAUCGGGAGCGUGAGAUGGAGAUGCGAAGGCAUGCUCUGGAGGAGGAGCGACGAAGAAGGGAGGAUCUGGAGAAACGACUGCAGGAAGAGACAAGCAGGAGACAAAAACUUGUAGAGAGAGAAGUGAAGCUCAGGGAGAAACAAAGAUCACAGUCACGGCUGUUGACUCGCUACCUCCCUGUAAGGAAAGAUGACUUUGAUCUUCACGGCCAUAUCGAGGCAGCUGGACACAACCCAGACGCCUGCUUCCAUCUGGCCAUCACUGAUAAAACCUGUCGAGGCUUCCUUGUCAAAAUGGGAGGCAAGAUUAAGACCUGGAAGAAGCGCUGGUUUGUCUUCGACCAGAAUCGCAGGACGCUCACUUACUAUGCAGACAAACAUGAGACCAAGAUGAAAGGAGUCAUUUACUUCCAAGCCAUAGAGGAGGUGUACUACGACCAUUUGAAGAAUGCACACAAAAGCCCCAACCCCUCGCUGACGUUCAGUGUGAAGACCCACGAUCGGGUGUACUACAUGGUGGCUCCGUCGCCUGAGGCCAUGCGUAUCUGGAUGGAUGUCAUGGUUACGGGGGCCGAAGGACACAUGCAUUUCAUGGUGUAACAGAUCCCAACAGAUCAGGGUCCAAACCCUUAAAAUUUUUAUCAAACGUUGUGGCACUCUGCUACUAUCAACGUGAGAUUGAUGUUCAUCAGGUCAACAAUUAACUUCUGUUUACACUUGUAUUAUUUUUAGCGUUCAAAUCAUGUUUAAAAGCACACUUUAUGAUAUAAUCAUGUAUAAUAUCAAAACACUUGAUAUACAGGUUUCAUAAUUAAGCUAUUUAGUUGUUCUUUAUGUACCGAAAGAGGAUGAAGCAUCAGAAAAUUAAUUUAGUCGUUUUUUUUGUCCAACUUCCUUCUCUGCUUGUAUCAUACACUCACUGUUAUAUUUGUCUUGUUUUUAGUAAAAACUGGAUCAGGGAAGCUUCUAAAUGAUCAGAAAAGCAACAACUGCUACACUUCUAAACUGCUUUACAUACCAAUGCUGAUUGUCUAUGUCAGAUGCAGAUCUGCCAAAAAAGCUUUCUAUAACCUUGCCUUUUGUAAUGUACAAAUCUCGAUAUGUUAUUCAUCUUCCCUCCUCUUUACUUCUUGUUGGAUGUCAGGCUGUAUCAGUUGGUUACAACUUCUUGCCGAUCUUUUCCCAGAUAAGAUCAUCCCAUCUGUAUUUGUGUUUGCUAGAAUGCACAUUUGUAUUUCAACUAUUAUUUCUAUAUUGUAAUUAGUGUGAGUAUUAUUUUACAUUUUUAACUCAAGCAUUUCAUUGCUGCUGCCAGACUACAAGCAUAAGCUGCGAUUGUCUGCUUUUUUAAAGCGGGCUUGAAUGUCCACCAUCCGUAUUUCUUAAAACCACAUACAUGUCUCUUUGCGUCACUUUUAUUCCUGUGAGUCCUAAUUUGGGUUUUUCUUUUCAUAUGCAAACUUCAGUCACUUUUCAGGUUUUAUUUUUAUGAAGUAUUAGUGUUUGUUGGGAAUUAUUCUUCUCAUAAAAGUAGAUAAUCUGCCCUAAUCACAAUGGUACUGUGUUUCAUGCAUACCACUCUGCAGCUAGCUCCCUGUAUAGUAGAGGCUGCAGGCCUGAUAGGAUGAGGCCAUGUAGUGCAGCAGUGAUGCUGUUUGUACUGCAUCACCCGCAUGUUUCUCUUAAGCAUGUCAUUAUGUUUUUUCACCAGCAGAGGUCCUCAGUGCAGAGGUAUUGCACUCAAAUGAGGUAAUGCCAGGGCCAGUUGGUCCAUACUAAUCAAUGAUCCAUGUAAUGCCUAUAUAUCAAAUAUGUGCAUUUAUAAGCACAUGCAUAUCUAUAUAAUAUUUGCUUAUUAGAAGCAAGACAGAAAUCACUUUCAGAGCACAUUUGAAUGUUUUGUUAAAUCUAUAUGUUUGAUAUGUAUGUUUUUUUACUCUUUGCAACAGUCUGACUGUAUUUGAUCAUGAAAGAUCACUUUAACAGCAAGUGACCAGCUGUUGGUUUACAGGAUGCACAGUGCAGAGGAGGCCUCAGAGCUGACAGUGUUGCAGAUGAGUUGUUGCCUCUCCUGGAUGCUUCUCAGUGAACAGAGGUAUCUGUCAUGUUAACGUCUCAGCUGCAAACUGUCGGCCUCUGUAUGAGACACAAGCCUUGAAACCAAAGAAAUUACUACAUUUAUAUAUAUAUUUUUAAUGCAUUAAAUAUUUUAUAUUUUGUAUAUAAACAAUGGCAAAUUUAAUCAACUCUAUGCUACUUUUUUUUAAUAAUUGACA
This is a messenger RNA of Anoplopoma fimbria (sablefish), 4763 nucleotides long. RefSeq names its product pleckstrin homology-like domain, family B, member 2a (gene phldb2a). Gene Ontology annotation, cellular component: basal cortex. The record is from RefSeq and is a predicted model, not a curated record. The transcript is spliced from 16 exons. The coding region runs from base 1 to 3087 and encodes 1028 amino acids. Lineage: Eukaryota; Metazoa; Chordata; Actinopteri; Perciformes; Anoplopomatidae. Gene Ontology annotation, biological process: regulation of microtubule cytoskeleton organization.